UUAUGUCGGUGUGAGAACAAAGUCGCAUUACGAUGAUGAAAAUCACAUUAUUUGAUUAAAGAUCUGCACAAACAGGAAGAAUUAUAUCCUAAAGUUCCCCGACGAGAUGUUUUACUGCUGUUACGACAUUUGUUGAUAAAUAUUCCGACUUUUCCUCCACUUCGAUGCGAUCGGCCACAGAAGCCUUGUAUAAAAGGACCAUUGAAUCGCCUGUCUGCGUUACCACAGACGCCGCGUCACACUGGGAGAAAUAUAACAGAUCUCAAAGCUACUACGUUCUUUCAUUCCAUCACAAGACUUUACAGCAUGGUUGCUGAACAGCCUUGUGAAGUUCACAGUCAGUCUUCACAUCUUGGAAUCGGUCUCCUUGACAACGGCAAAUUACUCGGAGAUCCACCUCCUGAUGCGGGAAAUAUAAGUCAACCCGUGCUCGAAACUUGCAUGGACGUGAACAACUACCCCAUUACAGCUAUUCCCUUUGAUCAACUGGCCAUGUACUCUUCCCACCAAGAAGUUCCCAUCUCCACCACUGACAAUGACUAUCCAAUUGUGUCUAUAGCUUGCGUAACAGGACAGAACAACAUAAGCGAAGAAGGUGAUAAUUCUGUGUUCAGUGGAGACAUAAUUUGUGAAUAUAAUUCAGGGAACACUUUCUCAGCACCCACUAGUGAACUUCGGUCAGACUCUGUGUCGUCAUGCAGCGAUACCUACAGUAAUAGCGACUAUACGGACUCGUUGUGUAGCACGGACAGCACCAAAUUCCUGCUGCCACCAAAGUAUGAGGUGAACGAAACCAGUGAACACAUAUCCCCAAGCCAUGAGCAGUCGACGUCAGAUCAAACAAUGUCAUUGUUAGGCGUAACAGAGAUUUUGGAAAGCGAAGCUGUGAUAGAUAUGCCUGAAUGUUUCGAGAACAAAAAUUACACAAACACUGUAUCGUCUCAAACCUCCAGUAACCAGCCACUGCUAGACAGAACUGAGAGCAUGUGGAGCUUCGCAAAAGAAGUGGAUGCACCAAUCAUUGGACGUAUUGAACAUCCCGGUUACUUCUCCUCUCAGCGAGACCUUUCCAGUACCAGUAAUCUUAGCUUCGCGUGUCAAAAGGCUCUUCAGUACCUCCAGGACGAGCGAGUGGCGAGUUCCCUCCUUCUGCCAGGAAGUUACAAGGACGUGUCAAAGUUGCCUCCAAGUGGUAAGAAGGAUCUUGAUGACGUCGUCGACCACAACAUCGUACCCAGCGGUCGCCACACGCGCAAUCUCCUCGCUCUUAGUGUGUGCAACACUAUGGUGUUUAUUGCUUGCGGUUCCCUGAGGAACCUACAGAGCAGCAUCAACCAUGAAGGCGGCGUUGGAAUCACGUCUCUCGCUGUCAACUGCUUAGGAUUCAUGCUUGGAAGCAUUUUCAGCCCGUUCAUUGUGCAGAACUUUGAUCCGUACAAAUCCCUCCUGGCGUCUCUCUUCCCCCACGUCUUGUAUAUUGCUGCUAACUUCUACCCAGUCAUGUGGCUGAUGUGCCCUGUCUCAUUCUUGCAAGGAAUCAGCACCGCCAUCAUGUGGAACGCGAUGAGCACGUACGUUACAUUCCUGGCAAAGGGCUACUCGGAGAAAAGGAAAGAGGAUUAUGAGGGUGUUCUCAAUCGAUUCUUCGGCAUAUUUUGUUUGUUGUUCCAAGUAUACAUGGUCUUCGGCAACCUCAUCGCAUCUCUUGUCCUCACAUAUGCAAACCCAGCUGAUGUUUCCAAUGUGACAACAUCAAACGAAAGUGUUCUCACUCCUACACUGAACCUAUCAGAGUACAUGUACUCUAUAUCCAGUGACCCUUUGCUGAACUCCACAACACUCAGUGAUAUCAACACCCCCAACGUCUCAAUAUGCGGAGCCAACUACUGCCACCACUACACCAUCAGCAACUCCGGAACUACAGUCAGCGACUUCGCCAAAUACCUGCUUUUCGGUAUCUACCUGGGAUGCAUGGUUUUAGCCCUCCUCAUCGUGCUCUUCCUUCUGGAGCCCCUCAACAGUCGCCUCUUUUCCUCCGUCAUGACAUGCGGCAUGAUUAAAACACAGAUGGUCUCCCUUGGAAAGUUCAUCGUGAACCGGAAGUUUAUGCUCCUCUGUCCACUCCUGCUCUUCGGCGCCAUGGAACAAGGAUUCGCUACUGCUGAGAUUACAAAGGCCUUCGUGACGUGUCCCAUCGGCGUCCACAUGGUCGGCUACAUGAUGAUCUGCAUGGGCGUGUCGGCGAGUAUCAGCGCCUACCUCAGCGGAUGGUUGUGCAGAUACGUCGGAAGAAUUGUGCUGAUCGCAAUAGCCGUUGUGUGUAACCUUGGUCUUCUGACGUUCAUGUCACUAUGGUCGCCAACACCCGACUCUCUCAUCAUACUGUUUGUCCUGUUUGGCUUCUGGGGCUUCGCAGACGGCAUCUGGUUGGCUCAGAGCCAGAGUCUGAUGGGCGUGUUGUUUUCUGACGAAUUCGAGAACGCCUUCACCGGCCUAAGAAUCAUGCAGGGCAUGGGAUCCACCCUUGCCUUCGCCUACGCUCAAAGUUUCUGUAUGGCCAGCAAGAUUUACAUCAUGGGAAGCGUCUGCAUUGUCGGCAUGGCGUGCUACAUCCUGUCCGAGCACCUGCUCAAGAAAGAGCAGCGACAAGCAAAAGCUGUGAUCUUUGUCUCCGAGGUUGUGUAAUCGUUGUUAUUAUACCACCUGUGUAAACAGUCGUAACUACUCGUGUCAUUCCGAGUCAACCGAAUCGUUACGGAAAGGGGCGAAUGGUGACGAGUGGUGUGUAUAAAAAUGACGUUCCAAAACGAAUCAGAUAAUGGACGAAUUGUUACGGAAAUGGCAAGAUGUGACUUAUGAUGUGUAUAAACAUGAGGUUGACGUACGCGAAGGGAUCAAAUGUGCCAAAGUAGAGCGAAUAUAUGUUAAUGAAUGGUUCGUUAAAGGAAGGAUGACUGAUCGUUGAUACGGCUAUGUGUGUAAAUGAAUAUUAAUGUAAAUUGUUGCUGAAUUUCCAUGAGGUAGCAUACGUGACCGGUGUGUCCAACAGAUCUGUAUAUAUACAUUUACAGUAUAUGUGAAUCUCAGCGCAUCUUCGUCAUCAUAUAUUUUAUCGUGCUAUACCGCGGAAAUCGUAUUUACAGACAAACAUUGGCUAUCGGCCAAACAGGGUACAACUAUUAGUUGUUACUAAAUUUAUUCGUUGAUAUGUUACCAACGGAUAUGGGGAACAAUUGUUUUGUUUCUAUUAUUUGAUCAACUCAUGACGCUAACAUGACAGUUAGUGUAGUGCUACUUCUUGCUGACAAACCCACAAUAUUCAUUGUUAACAUUCUGUUCGUAUUUUCACUAUGAGCAAAAUCAUAUGCUAGCUGUUAAAGAAGAAUAUCAUUGGUUUAUUUGUUAUUAUAUUAUCCUAUGGUUGAAUAAAGAUAAUUCGUCAGUUACUGCUAAUGUUAAACAUUAAUCCUUGUAUCUUUUUAUGAUUUAUUCUGUCAAAAUAUAUUUCCUAGAAUAUUGGCCAAUGUGUUUCGGUCUGAAUUAUAAUUGGUAUGCUGCUAGUACAACCUUUUGGAAAACCUUUUAUGUUUUUGUCUAUAUAAUUUCUAUUUCUAUUUUCGAAAGUUUCUGCUGAAGUAAAUCGUGGGUAAUUUCUUAUUAAGUUUACAAAUAGAUAACUCCAUCUAGAGAAGUUAUCAUUUUGUGCUACCAUGUGCACAAGUUGUGUUGCUAAUAUUUAGCUUCUGUCCAUGUACAUAGAAUGUGGCUAUUCAUAUUAAGCUAAACAGUGCCAAAAUGUGGAUAUGUUUCACACCCCCUCAUUCAAAUACCUCAUAAUCAUCAUCAUCCCAACCCUCGGAAACGAGUCAUUGUUGCUUGUGUACAGCUGAACCCGUUCAUAAAUAAAUAUUUAUAUCUA
Molecule: messenger RNA, 3919 nt
Organism: Haliotis rufescens (red abalone)
Lineage: Eukaryota; Metazoa; Mollusca; Gastropoda; Lepetellida; Haliotidae
Product: protein unc-93 homolog A-like
Exons: 5
Coding region: 307-2685 (792 amino acids)
Source: RefSeq, a predicted model, not a curated record